Molecule: messenger RNA, 3450 nt
Organism: Protobothrops mucrosquamatus (brown spotted pit viper)
Lineage: Eukaryota; Metazoa; Chordata; Lepidosauria; Squamata; Viperidae
Product: complement receptor type 1-like
Exons: 21
Coding region: 15-3419 (1134 amino acids)
Source: RefSeq, a predicted model, not a curated record
AUUCUGCUGAGUUAAUGGAUGAAUAUAAAGAAAAAGAUUUCUUUCCUGCUGGAUCAACAGUGAAAUACAAAUGUCGACCAGGUUACAUGAGAGCCUCUAGGCUGUAUUCUAUUACAUGUAAUAGAAACCAGCAGUGGUCAGAUGUUCGGGAGCCCUGUAAACGUAAGUCUUUUUAUAUUCUUAUUAAACAAAUUCUAUUAUAUUUUCAAAUCAAAGUGGUGCAAUGCCAGACACCCCCAGACAUUCAAAAUGGGACUCGCAGCAACCAGGAAACAGCAGUAUUCCCCAGUGGAAUGUUUGUGAAAUAUACAUGCAAUCCAGGCUACGCUCUGAUUGGAGAGGCAACUAUACAAUGUAUGGAUAAUGGCACAUGGUCUUCUCCUGCCCCUAAUUGUGAAGGAGGUAACUGUGCCACCCCCAUUAGGUUAGACUUUGCAGAGCUCACUGAUGAGUACCAGAAAAUGAAUUCCUUUCCUGUUGGGUCAUUGGUGCGAUACAAAUGCAACCCAGGUUAUGUUAAGCACCCUCGAAUGAAUGCCUCUUCUAUAUGUAUCAGGAAUCAAGUGUGGUCAGAAGUUCAAGAAUUUUGUAAAAACUCCAUUCAAAUUGAUGAGUCUGAUAUUAGAGCACAGCAGUGCAGGCAAAGUGUAAUUCAAGCUAUCUUGUGUUCAUCACCACCAAAUAUUCCCCAUGGCAAGCACAGUGGAAUGUAUUCGGAAGAGUUCGACUAUGGGACAGCUGUAAGGUAUACCUGUGACGAAGGCUACCCCCUUAUUGGAAAUGCCUCUAUUUACUGUACAUCUAAGGAUGGGAUAAACGGAGAAUGGAGUGGCCGUGCAUAUUGUGGAGUGCCACAGUGUCCAUCUCCUCAGAUCAAGAAUGGAAGGAUUGUGGCUGGAGUUUCCAGAAUCUACACAUAUAACCAGAAAGUUAGUUUUGAGUGCAUUGGGGGCCACAGUAUGGUUGGCUCCAAAGUGAGCUAUUGCCAAAUGGAUAGUACAUGGAAUCCCCCCCUUCCUGUCUGUGAAUCUGGGAGGCAAUGCCCACCACCCCCAGACAUUCAAAAUGGGAUUCGCAGCAACCAGGAAACAGGAGUAUUUCAAAGUGGAAUGCUUGUGAAAUACACAUGCAAUCCUGGCUAUGUUCUGAUUGGAGCGGCAACUCUUCAUUGCACAAAUGCUGGCAGAUGGUCUUCUCCUGCUCCUAACUGUGAAGGAAUAUCAUGUGGACAUCCAGGAGAUCCAGAGGGUGGCAGAUUGCUUGUAACAGGAGAUUUUCACUUUGGUUCCACUGUAAAUUAUCAAUGUGAGGAAGGGUAUAGGCUGAUUGGAAAGUCUUCCAGAAGCUGUGCAUUGUUCGGUAAAACAGUAGCAUGGACAGGUGACCCUCCUUAUUGCCAGAUGACACAGUGUCCAUCUCCUCAGAUUAAGAAUGGAAGGAUUGUGGCUGGAAUUUUCAGCUCUUACAAAUAUAACCAGAAGGUUAGCAUUGAAUGCAUUGGGGGCCACAAGAUGGUUGGUUCCAGAGAGAUCCAUUGCCAGGUGGAUGGUACGUGGGAUCCCCCCAUUCCUGUCUGUGAACAGGGAUGCAAGUCACCUCCAGAUAUCCAGAAUGGGGUUCACAGCAACCAGGAAGUAAUGGUAUUCAAAAGAGGAAUGUGUGUGAAAUAUACAUGCAACUUUGGCUAUACUCUAAUUGGAGAUGCUACUAUUCAUUGCACAGACUCUGGCACAUGGACCUUUCCUGCCCCUCAUUGUGAAAAAUCACAGUGUCCCUUCCCUCCAAGCAUAGCCAAUGGAAAACAUGAUGGUUCGGCUUUGCAAAUGUUUACUUCUGAAAUGGCUGUAACCUAUUCUUGUGAUCCAGGCUAUUUGCUUGUUGGAAAGGCAUCUAUUUCCUGUGGACCUUCUGGAACCUGGAGCCUUCCUGUGCCAUCCUGUGAAGGUUGCCUUGCACCACAAAGUAUUGCCCAUGGCAAACGAGACAAUGUUACUUUGGAAGAUUUCCCCUAUGGCUCCUCUGUGACUUAUCAUUGUGAUCCAGGCUUCUUUCUUAUUGGAGCACCAACCAUUUACUGCCAGACUUCUGGAACAUGGGAUCAACCUGUCCCUCAGUGUAAAAGCGAAGAAUAUAUGGAGGCUAUCAAACAAAGUGACUCCCAGGUGACCAAGGAUGGGAACAAUCAAAUAGAAAAAAUAACUGGAUCAUUCAUAAAAAGCACAAUACAUUCAAAAAUCAACAAAACAACUACCAAGGACUUAGCAACUACCUUAACCCUAGGCCCUGGAGGAGAGGCAGAUAUUCAAAAAUUUCUGGAACCAUUAAAUGGUGGGAGCCAAAGAGAUCUCCAGAAAGAUGCUUUUCCAGAGGUCAGAAAUUGCAGUGGAGAAGUAGAUGGCUGCACCCUCCCACCACUUUCUGAUAGCAGGGAAGCAGAAACAGAAACCGUGAUUCAGACUAGUGCUAAGGUGACUCUGGAGUGUGAAAAUGGCUAUGUCAGGAAUGAUACUUCUCCUAUUCAAGCGCAACAGAUAGGACGGGAUGCUCCUGUGCCAGCAUGUACAUCAAGUAAACAAAGCUCCUACAAUUUUGCUACACUAGGUUUUGAGUUCUGUCCUGUUUCUACCUUACCAAAAUUUGAAGGUUCUGCACCAAUAAUUUCUUUUCCAUACCUUACACGUUAUCCGCGUAUUUUGUACCAGUGCAAAACAGGAUAUAAACCAAUCAAUGAAAAAGUAAGCGUCAUGGUGUGUAAUGAUGGUACCUGGAAACCAAAGAAAGACUUUUGCAAAAAAAUAUAUUGUGGACAGCCUCCAAAUAUUAUUGAUGGAUUUCACAAUGGAAAUGCAACCACUUACCCUGUUGGAACAAUAAUAAAUUACCGUUGCAGUAAAAAUUUUUCCCUUAUAGGGGCAUCGUUUAUGGUGUGCAGUGCUAUUAGAAAUCUUACAGGAGUGUGGAAGGAGAAGCCACCCAUAUGCAAAGAGGUAUUCUGCAAAGAUCCAGUGGUGGAACAUGGAAUAAAGAUAACUGAACUUGGGAAGCCAUAUAUAUAUGGAAGCAAUGUUACAUUUCAAUGCAAAAUUGGAUAUUUUAUGAUUGGAAGUUCUUUGAUUCGAUGUGAAAAGAACAACAUUUGGGUUCCCAUAGCACCGUCAUGUAAAAAGAUUUCUCCAGACAUAUGUGGUACUCCACUGAUUCUCAAUGGCAACAUACAGCCUUUGCAACCUCAGUAUGAAACUGGAAAAACAGUUGCCAUAAGUUGCAACCAGAACUAUUCUUUUAUUGAUGACACCACAAUGAUGACUAUACAGUGUCAAGGCUAUAAUCUCUGGAAUCCUCCCGCACAAUUAUGUUUCUGUAAGUAUAAAUUUAGGUGUGAAGUGUUCUCUUCUAUUGCUUCUAAUGCUAUAAUCUAGACAAAUGUAGCUAUAGAGGAGCAAUAUGUUU